Symbiodinium pilosum is the source of this 280-nucleotide messenger RNA. Lineage: Eukaryota; Dinophyceae; Suessiales; Symbiodiniaceae. The record is from the annotation of a GenBank genome assembly.
AUGUCCGAGGCGGGCAAGGAUAGCUCGAUCUCUGCCUCUGCGGUGGUUUUUCCCAAGGAGGCUGAUUUCGCUGACACUGGCCUGGCAGCUGUUGCGGAGCCCGGCUGGCAAGAGGAUGAUGGGCUGGCAGUGCCGCCUGAAAUGCUGGUCGGAAAUGGAAAGGAGGUGGCCAGUCCAAAGAAGUCUCAACCAGAGCCUCCCCUCCCAGCAAACAUCAGCGUUGAGACCCAGCUGCGUGCGGAACUCUACGCUGCACGUGAUGAAGUUCAGUCCCUCGAGC